Drosophila teissieri is the source of this 381-nucleotide messenger RNA. RefSeq lists its product as uncharacterized. The coding region runs from base 1 to 381 and encodes 126 amino acids. NCBI's taxonomy places the organism in Eukaryota, Metazoa, Arthropoda, Insecta, Diptera, Drosophilidae. The transcript has a single exon. The record is from RefSeq and is a predicted model, not a curated record.
AUGCCACGUUACCAGAAACUCAUCAACGAAUGCGACAGCAAAUCUGCUGCAAAUUCCGCCCCACAACAGCAGCCAAAUCGCAAUCAGCAGCAGCCACUUGGGACGCCCAAUGUGGGAUAUCACCUGUAUUUGUACCGCCAGCAACUUUCUCAGAAGAACGUGGAGUACAUGAGGUUGUCCAAGGCCAAGUACUUCAUCACCGACACACUGCUGGCCAAAACGGUUCGCAAUCUGAAAGGAUGCAGCGUCGACGAAUUGAAGACUGUCAACCAUCAGAUCGUCUUCCGGCACAAACUUCGUCACCAGAUUCAGCGACUCCGCAAGCUGAGAAGUCUGGGUAUCAAGAAUGCCAAUCCCAAAAUGGAGAGCACGGAAUUGUGA